AUGCUUGUUGAUAUUUUUUCGUCGUUUGAUGACCAUAAUCAAGUUUUUAUGUCUAUAUAUUUUUUUACAUGGAUAUUUACUUUUUUUAUUAUUUUAAUGUUUAGAGUAACUUAUUGAUUUUAUAGUCCUCGUUGGGAGACAAGAAUUAAAAUUUUUAAAAUUACUAUUUCAUCUCAAGUUUUUCGUUCUUUUGGUGCUAGAUUGGGUGGUUUUAUAGUAAUAAUUUCCAGUUUAUUUUUAUUCCUAAUUUUUUUAAACUUAUUAGGUUUAAUUCCUUAUGUGUUUAGUCCAACUAGUCAUCUGGUAGUUUCUCUAUCUAUUGGCUUACCUAUAUGAUUAUGCCUUAUUGUAUCAGCUGUUAUAUAUAAUUUUAGGUCUGUUGUUGCUAGUUUACUACCAAUAGGGGCUCCUGCUGCUUUAAAUCCUUUUUUAGUUUUAGUGGAAUCUGUAAGUAUUUUUGUACGUCCUAUUACACUAUCUGUUCGACUUAUAGCUAAUAUAAGUGCUGGACAUAUUGUUUUAGGACUUGUUGGAAAUUAUUUGACCGCUGCCUUAUUUUCAAUUUCUUUAAGAACUAUAUUACUAUUAGUUUUAAUUCAGGUUUUUUAUACUAUUUUUGAGUUUGGUAUUAGCUUAAUUCAAGCAUAUAUUUUUUGUUUAUUAAUUACACUGUAUUCUGACGAACAUCCACAUAAUUAG
Messenger RNA from Pomacea canaliculata, 699 nucleotides. The record is from the annotation of a RefSeq genome assembly. NCBI's taxonomy places the organism in Eukaryota, Metazoa, Mollusca, Gastropoda, Architaenioglossa, Ampullariidae.